Grus americana (Whooping crane) is the source of this 2140-nucleotide messenger RNA. RefSeq names its product 25-hydroxyvitamin D-1 alpha hydroxylase, mitochondrial. The record is from RefSeq and is a predicted model, not a curated record. Gene Ontology annotation, molecular function: oxidoreductase activity, acting on paired donors, with incorporation or reduction of molecular oxygen; iron ion binding; heme binding. Lineage: Eukaryota; Metazoa; Chordata; Aves; Gruiformes; Gruidae. The transcript has 9 exons. Gene Ontology annotation, biological process: cortisol metabolic process; cellular response to peptide hormone stimulus; C21-steroid hormone biosynthetic process. Gene Ontology annotation, cellular component: mitochondrial inner membrane. The coding region runs from base 97 to 1605 and encodes 502 amino acids.
GGCGCGGCCCCGCGGUCCCCCCGUGCCCCCCCACGGUCCCCCCCCGUGUCCCCAAGCCACCCGCGUCCCCAAGGCCACUCCACCCACGUCCCCGCCAUGCCGCAGAGCCUGCGCCUGCCUGCCCGGGCAGCUCUGCUGUCCCGUUGCCUGCCCGAGCUGGGGGUCCCCCGACGUCCCCCGGUCCCUCCCGCCGCCAACCGGGGUCCCCGGAGCCUGGCCGAGAUGCCGGGACCCAGCCCCGUCACCUUCCUCUAUGACCUCCUCUGCCGCGGGGGUCUGCGGAGGCUCCACGAGCUGCAGGUGGAGGGCCGUGCCCGGUACGGUCCGGUGUGGAAGGCGAGCUUCGGGCCCAUCCUGACGGUGCACGUGGCGGAGGCCGGGCUGAUCGAGCAAGUGCUGCGGCAGGAGGGCGACUUCCCCAUCCGUUCCCACCUUUCCUCCUGGAAGGAUUACCGGGUCUGCCGCGGGCACGCCUGCGGGCUGCUCACCGCGGAGGGCGAGGAGUGGCAGCGGCUGCGCAGGCUGCUGGGGCGGCUGCUGCUGCGGCCACAGGCGGCCGAGGGCUACGCGGGGCCAGUGGCCGGCGUGGUGGGCGACCUGCUGCGGCGGCUGCAGCGCCAGCGCGACCGUCACCCCCAGCACCUCGUCCCCGACCUCGCUGCCGAGUUCUACAAGUUCGGUUUGGAAGGAAUCUCCUCCGUCCUCUUCGCCUCCCGCCUGGGCUGCCUGGAGCAGGAGGUGCCGCGGGACACGGAGACCUUCAUCCGCUCCAUCAACACCAUGUUCGUCAUGACGCUGCUCACCAUGGCCAUGCCCAAAAUCCUCCACCGCCUCUUCCCCAAACCCUGGCAGACCUUCUGCGAGGCCUGGGACUACAUGUUCGCCUUCGCCAAGGGUCACAUCGACCGACGCGUGGCCGAGGCGGCCGAGCGGGGUGGACCGGCGGAGAAGACGUGUCUCACCGACCACUUGGCCCGGGAGAAGGUCCCCAUGAAGACCAUCUACGGCAACGUCACCGAGCUGCUGCUGGCCGGGGUGGACACGAUCUCCAGCACCCUGUCGUGGAGCCUGUACGAGCUGGCGCGGCACCCCGGGGUGCAGGCGGAGCUGCACCGGGAGCUGGCGGCGGCGCUGGGCACCGGCUGCGGCCCCUCGGUCACCGCGCUGGGCAGGGUGCCCCUGCUGAGGGCCGUGGUGAAGGAGACCCUGAGGCUCUACCCCGUCAUCCCUGCCAACGCCCGCGUCGUCCCCGACCGCGACAUCCGCGUGGGCGACUACCUGGUGCCCCGCAAGACCCUCAUCACCCUCUGCCACUACGCCGCCUCCCGGGACGGCCGCCUCUUCCCGGCUCCCGACUCUUUCCGCCCGGAGCGCUGGCUGCGCCGGGACGCCGCCCACCACCCCUUCGCCUCCCUGCCCUUCGGCGUCGGCAAACGCAGCUGCGUCGGCCGCCGCCUCGCCGAGCUGGAGAUCCACCUGGCGCUGGCGCAGAUCCUGCUGCGCUUCGAGGUGCGGCCGGAGCCCGGCGGCGGCCGCGUCCGUCCCAUGACGCGCACCCUGCUCGUCCCCGAGGCCACCAUCAACCUCCAGUUCCUCAGCCGAUGAGCGGGGACCGGCGAGGGACCUGUGGGUGGACUUGACCCCGGCGGUGACCUUGACCCCAGUGCUGGACUUGACCCUGGCGGUGGCCUUGACCCCAGCGGUGCCCUCCGGCAGUGGCCUUGACCCCAUCGCUGGCAUUGACCCCGGCAGUGGCCUUGACCCCAUGGGUGACCUCGACCCCAGCAGUGGCCUCGACCCCAUCACUGGCCUUGACCCCGUGGGUGACCUUGACCCCAGCAGUGGCCUUGACCUCAGUGGUUCCCUCCACCCUGGCGGUGGCCUUGACCCCAUCGGUGUCCCUGACCUCAGUGACGGCCUUGACCCCAUGGGUGACCUUGACCCCAUCGGUGUCCCUGACCUCAGUGACGGCCUUGACCCCGUGGGUGACCUUGACCCCGGCGGUGCCCCCCACCCUAUUUCCCGCCCCCGGCGCUAUUUAUGGCUCCGCCGGGUUAUUUAAAGGUUUAUUUAUUGGCUAAUAAAGGGGGAUUUGGGGGCGCGGUGGUGCCGGGGUGCUCCCUGCCCCCCCCCAGACGGC